AUGCCAGUUGUUGGAGGUAGCGAGGUUUUCCGGCUUGCUCGAGGCUACGCAUUCGCAAAGACAUUUUCAUUUAAUCAAAAGACAGGAGUUGCUGUCAUUGAAUACAAUGUAGCACUUCAACUUUUUAAAGCCAAGUUGAAAGAUUCAGGUAAAAGUAAAGUAAGCUUUGAUGGCAUUGGCAUUCCCCAACAUAAGGCUGCAAAACCUUGA
Dovyalis caffra is the source of this 210-nucleotide messenger RNA. Lineage: Eukaryota; Viridiplantae; Streptophyta; Magnoliopsida; Malpighiales; Salicaceae. The record is from the annotation of a GenBank genome assembly.